UCUGCAGUCCACCUGGGCCACUCGAGGAAGGAGGUCCGGUGGGUCCCCCACCACCUUUGGUGUUCCCUUGCCACCAUGGCCUCCAAGCUGAAGGAAAAGAAAAGGAUCCCGGUGUCCCACAAAGUGAUCGAGAAGCGGAGGAGGGAUCGGAUCAACCGCUGCCUGAAUGAGCUUGGGAAAACGGUGCCCAUGGCCCUGGCCAAACAGAGUUCAGGCAAACUAGAGAAAGCAGAGAUCCUGGAAAUGACAGUUCAGUACCUGAGGGCCCUUCAUUCAGCAGAUUUCCCCAGAGGAAGAGAAAAAGAGCUUCUAGCUGAAUUUGCCAAUUACUUUCACUAUGGCUACCAUGAGUGCAUGAAGAACCUGGUUCACUAUCUGACCACAGUAGAGAGAAUGGAAACCAAAGAUACCAAAUAUGCCCGGAUCCUGGCCUUCUUGCAGUCCAAAGCUCACUUUGUCACUGAACCCAUCUUUACCUCAUUGGGAUCUCUUCCUGACCCAGACUUUUCCUAUCAGCUUCCACCAGCUCCAGAUUGUCUGGGACACAGCACCAAUGACCCUGUUUUCCAGCAGGGAUCCGGGCAUGGGCACUUCUCCUGGCACAGCUCUACCAGAAGCCCUACUAUUCCUUAUCUUCCCAAUCCAGCCAUGCCCCUCACUAGCCCUGGGCAUCAGCGCAGCACUUUCUUAUCAUCAGUACAAGGUCUGGACCGGCACUACCUCAACCUGCUUGGCCAUUCCAACCCCAAUGCAUUCAGUUUGUCUCCUGGCCAGCAUCCAUCUGUGCUAUAGCCUGCAUCUGGGAUUGUCAGUUUGAAGGUUCAAAGAGGGUUCCUGUAUCUUUAAGAGCUACACAGACAAAUGCAAGACAUCUGCAUUUCCAGUGCUGCUGCAGCAUUGAACAUCUCCUCACCAGGUGGUUCCAAGGCAGUACCAAGGACAUAUUUAUAUUGUCUCAAGAGAAUAAAUUAUCUUGCGCUACAAUCUUCCUUCCACAAUUGUAAAUAGACAUGAAAGUAAUGGUGGGGUGAAUGGAAUGAA
Molecule: messenger RNA, 1041 nt
Organism: Sceloporus undulatus (fence lizard)
Lineage: Eukaryota; Metazoa; Chordata; Lepidosauria; Squamata; Phrynosomatidae
Gene: HELT
Product: helt bHLH transcription factor
Exons: 4
Coding region: 76-792 (238 amino acids)
Biological process (GO): anterior/posterior pattern specification; regulation of transcription by RNA polymerase II; regulation of neurogenesis
Cellular component (GO): nucleus
Molecular function (GO): RNA polymerase II cis-regulatory region sequence-specific DNA binding; DNA-binding transcription factor activity, RNA polymerase II-specific; protein dimerization activity
Source: RefSeq, a predicted model, not a curated record